UUAGUAAAAACGUUGCUGACACGGUUACAUAUGACCUCACGCAACGGGUGGUCGAUAUUACUGAUAUUAUCUGUGUUAGCGUGAUUUAGUCGCAUGUCAGUGUUGACUGACUUCGUAUCAAUAGAAAAAAUGUGAAACCAACAAUGAAGGUUUACCCCGAAACUUCUACGAAAAAUAGUCGACUGCGGUCUAAAAGCUCUGAUGGAGGUGGGCUAUCGUUGUUGGCCACUAGUCUUCGUCAUCAGACGACUGAGUUCUUCAACAACUCUACCUUGCAUGGCGUCCGUUACAUCGCGGAGAAAGAACGACCUUUCUGUGAAAAGUUCAUGUGGUUUAGUUUUACCGCAGUAGGAGCUGUCACCACUUGUAUCAUCAUUGUCAGCUUGUGGGAGAAGUUUCAAACAAAUCCUACCAUUACCGGUUUGGACACAGACUUCCAUAACUGGGACGUUCCGUUUCCAGCUGUUACGAUAUGUGAUAUGAACCCUGUCGACGAUGAAUUAUUACAAGAGUAUAUCGAACGCACGUGGGGGUCAAACCCGCCGGCUCGAGCAGCAGACAUGUUGCGAUGGCUGACCACACUCAGCUACCAGUCCAUUGCUGAGCAAGCACCAGAAUUCGUGACAGACAAUGACUUAUUGGCGGUUGGUGAGAACGAAGCUGGUGAACCCAAGUUGAAUCCUAGAGACGCGGUUUUUAGCAUUGUUCGCCGCUGUGAGACUUUGUUCUACGAUUGCGAAUGGAAAGGGGAUUCGGAAGAAUGUUGUGAUUUAUUAGUGCCUGUCUUCACAGAGAUGGGGUUUUGUUACGCUUUCAAUUCACGUCAUGCCGAAAAGACGUGGCCAUGGCAGUCUGAAACACAGAUCGAGGCAUUCACAGAAGCGUUUAUUCAUGAAACAGACGCGAAGUGGUCGUUCAUGUUUAAUUCAUACCGCAACGAUACGAUUAUCGACAUCUAUAUUCAUUCGACGGAGGAAAUGGCAGGACUAGAGUUGAGUGCACAACAUUCGUGGGACCGCCGCGUGGAGAAAGUCUCAUUUUCCGUGAAGCACACGUACACUACAGAGGACGCUCGUCAACUGUCUAUUCGUCAAAGGAGAUGUGUAUUUGCGGAUGAACUGCCUCUAGAAACGUCCAACAUUUAUACGUAUUCCGCUUGUAUGCGCCAGUGUCGUAUGCAGAGGAGCAGGUCCUUUUGCAAAUGUGUGCCACAUUUCUAUCCGGUGAAGGAGACUGCUUUGUUUGACUGUUGGAAUGUUGCAGCCGGUUACAGGGUGUGCACUUUAAGCGAGCUAGAAUGCAUAGCGAAGUACGAGGCCGCUAUCACUGACGUUACCAAGUGUACCUGCGAGCUCGGCUGCUCGCAUACAGUCUACGAAGUCGAGAAACUCACCGAGAUUGAUACGGGGAAAGGCAGUGGUGCAACAACGUCUCUCGAAACUGAAUUCGUGUCGUGGCCUAUGGUCCGAUACAAACGUGAGGUGCUCUUCGGCUGGGUGGAUCUACUGGUCUCCUUCGGUGGCAUAGCGGGUCUUUUCCUGGGCUUCUCUCUGCUAUCGGGCGUGGAGUUGGUGUACUACUUUACACUGAGAGCGUGCUGUGCCGCGGCCCGUGAUGGUAACAUGUUGAGGCAGGAAAGGGCCCAGAGGCUUGCUCAGCCUAAACCGCCGCAUGAUCUUAGUCUCGUGCCUUGGUGGAGGCAGCCUCCCGCGCCGCGCAGCGCCCGGCCCCUCGUCGUGCGAGCUAAGGACUCACAACCACCACAGUAUUCACCGCCUCCAGGGUACAAUACAUAUCUCCCCUGAACGUUUCCCAAUCAAACCUUACAUCAUAUUUCUAAUGAAUAAUAAAACAAACUUUC
This is a messenger RNA of Pectinophora gossypiella (pink bollworm), 1861 nucleotides long. RefSeq names its product pickpocket protein 28-like (gene ppk23). The coding region runs from base 144 to 1805 and encodes 553 amino acids. The record is from RefSeq and is a predicted model, not a curated record. Gene Ontology annotation, cellular component: membrane. Gene Ontology annotation, biological process: sodium ion transmembrane transport. Gene Ontology annotation, molecular function: ligand-gated sodium channel activity. The transcript is spliced from 11 exons. NCBI's taxonomy places the organism in Eukaryota, Metazoa, Arthropoda, Insecta, Lepidoptera, Gelechiidae.